AUGAAUGGAGAAAAUCAAUCUAGCCAAAUAAUAAAAGAACAUAUUACACCAGAACAAAAUAUAGAAGAUGAUAUAGAAAAAGAUAUAACUAGUGAUAAUCAAACUAAGAGUCAAAUAUUGACUAAUGAACAUCAAGCAACUAGUGAUAAUAUGAAUGGAGAAAAUAAAUCAAGUGAAACAAUAAGAGAAAAUAUUUUACCAGAACAAAAUAUAGAAGAUGAUAUAGAAAGAGCUAUAACAAGUGGCAAUCAAACUAAUAAUCAAAAAUUGACUAAUGAGUAUCAAGUCACUAAUAAUAAUAUGAGUGGAGAAAAUAAAUCUAGUCAAACAAUAAGAGAACAUAUUAUACCAGAACAAAAUACAGAAGAUGAUAUAGUAAGAGAAACAACUAGUGACGAUCAAACUAGUAAUCAAAUAAUGACUAAUAAACAUCAAGCAACUAGUAGUAAUAUGAAUGGAGAAAAUAAAUCAAGUGAGACAAUAAGAGAACAUAUUAUACCAGAACAAAAUACAGAAGAUGAUAUAGUAAGAGAAACAACUAGUGACAAUCAAACUAAUAAUCAAAAAUUGACUAAUGAACAUCAAGCAACUAGUAAUAACAUGAAUGGAGAAAAUCAAUCUAGUGAAGCAAUAAGAGAACAUAUUAUACCAGAACAAAAUAUAGAAGAUGAUAUAGAAAGAGAAAUAAUUAGUGACAAUCAAACUAAUAAUCAAAUAUUGACUAAUGAGCAUCAAGUCACUAAUCAUAAUAUGAGUGGAGAAAAUAAAUCUAGUGAAGCAAUAAAAAAAAAUAUUAUACAAGAACAAAAUAUAGAAGAUGAUAUAGAAAGAGAAAUAACUAGUGACAAUCAAACUAAUAAUCAAAAAUUGACUAAUGAACAUCAAGCAACUAGUAAUAACAUGAAUGGAGAAAAUAAAUCAAGUGAAGCAAUAAGAGAAAAUAUUUUACCAGAACAAAAUACAGGAGAUGAUAUAGAAAGAGAAAUAAUUAGUGAUGAUAAAACUAAAAGUCAAAUAUUGACUAAUGAACAUCAAGCAACUAAUAGUAAUAUGAGUGGAGAAAUUCAAUCUAAUGAAAUAGCAAAAGAACAUAACUCAUCACAUGAAAAUAUAGAUGAUGAUGUAGGAGGAAAAAUAACUAGUGAUAAUCAAACUAAUAAUCAAAAAUUGACUAAUGAACAUCAAACAAAUAUUGAUCAUAUAGAUGGAGAAAAUCAAUCUAGUGAAACAGUAAAGGAAAAUAACUCAUCACAUGAGAAUAUAAAUGAAAAUGACAAUACAGAAGAAGCAAUUUAUAAUGGUCAAACAAACAAUCAAAUAUUGACUAAUGAACAAUCUGAAGUGGAAAAUGAAGCAGAAAGAAAAGUAAAAUUAUAUGAUAAGCCACGUAAUAAUGAUGGAGAACAUAUUGUUGAGCCAUCGGGAAAAAUUAAAGAAAAUUCAGAUUCCAUAUUUACAAAAGAUAUAGAAGAUACAUCAGAAG
Plasmodium relictum is the source of this 1483-nucleotide messenger RNA. RefSeq names its product TRAP-like protein, putative. The annotation marks the transcript as partial. The transcript has a single exon. The record is from RefSeq and is a predicted model, not a curated record. NCBI's taxonomy places the organism in Eukaryota, Apicomplexa, Aconoidasida, Haemosporida, Plasmodiidae.